Messenger RNA from Staurois parvus, 439 nucleotides. Lineage: Eukaryota; Metazoa; Chordata; Amphibia; Anura; Ranidae. The record is from the annotation of a GenBank genome assembly.
AUGCCCACUGCUUAUUCAAACAUUUGUGUAAGGAUGAGUUGCACUCAGGAGCUCAAUAAAUUCAAGUGUGGUACUGAGACAGGUUGCCAACUGUGCAAUAAGUCCAUCUGUGAAAUUUCCUUGCUACUAAAUAUUCCAUGGUCAAAUGUUAAUGGUAUUACAACAAAGUGGAAGCGACUGGGAACAACAGCAACUCAGCCAUGAAGUGGUAGGCCACGUAAAAUGACAGAGCGGGGGUCAGUGCAUGCUGAAGCACACAGCACACAGAAGUCGCCAACUGUCUGCAGAGUCAGUAGCUAAAGACCUCCAAACUUCAUGUGGCCUUCAAAUUAGCACAAGACUAGUGUGUAGAGAGCUUCAUGGAAUUAGUUUCCAUGGCCAAGCAGCUGCAUCCAAGCUUUACAUCACCAAGUGCAAUGCAAAGUGUCAGAUGCAGUGG